AGCCCCCCAUCACAUGGAUGGUUGUCUAUUAACUUGUUCAAAAAAGUAUCAGGAGUUGUCAAGGCAGAGAGAGAGAGAGAAAGACAGAGGGAGAGAGUGUGAGAGUGAGUGUUUAGGAGGGGAAAAACACACACACACACACACACACAAAAACAACAACAACAAAAAAAGGGGGAAAGGGACUUUUGCUGGCUCUUUUAGUCUUACAGAGAUACAGAAAGAGAGAGAGAGAGAGAGAGAGAGAAAAGAAGGAAAGAAUCACAAGAAAGAAAGGAGGGAAAACGGACCAGGAAGAAGUUUCUCAAUCAAGACUCUCCAAGCCUUCUUUGUUAUGCUUCUCCUGCUUGAAUAGUCGUCCGUGGGCUGCUUGCAGAGGGAGGAAGAUCCCGGUGUUGAUCCGAUCGGGGGAGGAUCUGUUUUGGAGGGGGAGCUCUCCCCUCCCUCCCCCCUCCCAGAAAAGACAAGUCCAGGUUGGGACACUCUCGAGCUCCUGUCGGCUGCCUUUCCUCUUCGCUUUUGUCCCACCUACAGCCCCUUCCUUUUCUUUUUUUUUGGGGGGGGGCGAUUGUCGGAUUCCUCUCUCCCUCGCCCUCUCUCUAUGCGCCGGUGUGCUUUUUAAUAGCCGGAGUUCCUCGAAGCUGCGUUGGUUUGUUUGCCCAGCACCAUUCCGAAACCUCCCGGCCGCCCGUUGCUGCGCCCCCUCGGCCGAGAAAAGCCGUUUGAAUGUACAACAUGAUGGAAACCGAACUGAAGCCUCCCGCCCCCCAGCAGACAGCGGGGGGAGGCGCGGGGGGCAACAGCAAUUCCGGGGCCAACAACCAGAAGAACAGCCCGGAUCGGGUCAAGAGACCCAUGAACGCCUUUAUGGUGUGGUCCCGGGGCCAGCGGCGGAAGAUGGCGCAGGAGAACCCCAAGAUGCACAACUCGGAGAUCAGCAAGCGCCUCGGGGCCGAGUGGAAACUUCUCUCGGAGGCUGAGAAGAGACCUUUCAUCGACGAAGCCAAGCGGCUGCGCGCCUUGCACAUGAAGGAACACCCGGAUUAUAAAUACCGACCCCGGAGGAAAACCAAGACGCUGAUGAAGAAGGAUAAGUACACUUUGCCGGGCGGGUUGCUGGCGCCGGGCUCCAACUCCAUGGGCGCGGGGGUCGGCGUGGGGGCCACGCUGGGCGCGGCCGGAGUCAACCAGCGGAUGGACAGCUACGCGCACAUGAACGGCUGGACCAACGGCGGCUACGGGAUGAUGCAGGAGCAGCUGGGCUACCCGCAGCACCCGGGCCUGAACGCGCACAACGCCGCGGCCGCCGCCGCCGCCGCGCAGAUGCAGCCCAUGCACCGCUACGACGUGAGCGCCUUGCAGUACAACUCCAUGGCGGGCUCUCAGACUUACAUGAACGGCUCGCCCACCUACAGCAGCAUGUCCUAUUCGCAGCAGGGGACCCCGGGGAUGAGCCUGGGCUCCAUGGGAUCGGUGGUCAAGACGGAGUCCAGCUCCAGUCCCCCCGUGGUCACGUCUUCUUCCCAUUCCAGGGCUCCGUGCCAAACCGGAGACCUCCGGGACAUGAUCAGCAUGUACCUGCCCGGGCCUGAAGUGGCGGAGCCGGCCGCCCCCAGCAGACUGCACAUGUCGCAGCAUUACCAGAACGCACCUGUGCCCGGCACGGCCAUAAACGGCACGCUCCCGCUCUCCCAUAUGUAAGACCCACGGGGGGUGGGCGAGACGCGAGGAAGGCGAGGGCGAGAAAUCUAGACCGAGCAACAAACUUUUAUUAGAAAUUCUGAACUUCUGACUUUUCCCCCCUUUCUCCCCUUCCAGUCCUCUUUUUCUGGGGGGGGGCACUAUUUUUGUACAGAGAAUAACUGGGUAGGGAGAAACCAAUCAGAUACAAAAAAAAGAAGAAAAAAUCCAAACCCAUCAAGGAACUUGUAUAGAUCUUUUUAUUUUUGUUUUCUCCCUCCCUCUCCUUUGGAAAGGGAUGCGACUCCACCAAACCUGUUCUCCCCCAUCCCUCCCACCCCUACCCCCGAAGUUCCUAUGGAAAUGGUACUUUGCAGAAAAGGUUUUUAAAAGUAAAAAAUAAAAAAGUCUUGACCCAUAAUCUUUAGAACUAGACUCCAGAAAGCGACGUAGGAAGGUGGGAGGGGGGAAGGGAAGGAGACUGGGAAAUGGGGUGGGAAAUGUUUUAAUAUUUGCAAGCAACUUUUGUACAGUAUUUAUCAAAAUAAACAUGGCAAUCGAAAAGCCCAUUGUUUAUAUUAAAAAGAGGAGGGGGGAAACCUUGAGAAUUUGCCAAUUAUUUUUAAAAUACAUCAGAGUCUACUUAAGGCACUCUGAUAAUUGGAUAGAUGGAUUUAUAGCAGCUGCACAAAAAAGGAAGCUGAAUUUUAUUUUAAAACAAAAAUCUGGACGUUUUAAUUGUUUUAGCAAUUGUACAAAAGGCAAAAAAAUAAAUAGAAUAAGUACUUGCAUACCAUUGAACUGGAACUGUUUUUUUUAUAUAAAAGGGCAAAAGUUUAGGGUGUACUACAUUUUUUACACGUUGUUUAAAAAGCAAAAAUUGUCUUGCAGGUUCACACACAUUUGUUAAUUUAAAUAGCUUUUUUUUGUUUUCAAACUUUCUCCUGUUCAGCUAAAACGACAGCAAAACAAUCUGAAAUUCUUGUGUUUGAAAUAUUUUCUUAUGGUUUGUAAUAUUUCUGUAAAUUUAUUGUGACGCUAUUUUAAGUUCUUUUAAUUUUUGUCCCUCCUCAUUUCCCGUAGUUGUACUCGGCUGUGUAUUAUCUGAAAUCAGUCCGCCGGCAGUCCAUGUGUAUGUGGGUGUGCAUAUAUGUAUAUUAUAUAUAUAGACACACACAUAUACAUACAUACAUCUAUAUAUACACAUGUAUAUAUACAUAUACAUGGAUAUGUAUAUAUACACAGACAUAUAUAUAUUUGAACUAAUACCAUCCUUAUAAACAGGUACAUAUUUGAGUUAAGUUUUUACUCCAUUAUGCACAGUUUGAGAUAAAUAAAUUUUUGAAAUAUGGACACUGAAAUAA
Messenger RNA from Podarcis raffonei (Aeolian wall lizard), 3041 nucleotides. It is a transcript of the gene SOX2, whose product is annotated as SRY-box transcription factor 2. The record is from RefSeq and is a predicted model, not a curated record. The transcript has a single exon. NCBI's taxonomy places the organism in Eukaryota, Metazoa, Chordata, Lepidosauria, Squamata, Lacertidae. Gene Ontology annotation, biological process: cell differentiation; anatomical structure morphogenesis; regulation of DNA-templated transcription. Gene Ontology annotation, molecular function: DNA-binding transcription factor activity, RNA polymerase II-specific; RNA polymerase II cis-regulatory region sequence-specific DNA binding. Bases 724 to 1698 code for a protein of 324 amino acids.